Molecule: messenger RNA, 301 nt
Organism: Staurois parvus
Lineage: Eukaryota; Metazoa; Chordata; Amphibia; Anura; Ranidae
Source: the annotation of a GenBank genome assembly
CAUGCCGGGGAUGGACACAUAGGAUAACAUGCCGGGGAUGGACACAUAGGAUAACAUGCCGGGGAUGGACACACGUAGGAUAACAUGCCGGGGAUGGACACGUAGGAUAACAUGCCGGGGAUGGACACGUAGGAUAACAUGCCGGGGAUGGACACGUAGGAUAACAUGCCGGGGAUGGACACGUAGGAUAACAUGCCGGGGAUGGACACGUAGGAUAACAUGCCGGGGAUGGACACGUAGGAUAACAUGCCGGGGAUGGACACGUAGGAUAACAUGCCGGGGAUGGACACGUAGGAUAACA